AUGGCUGCACUGAAUUGUCUUUUGGACAGUGUUAGAAGGGACAUCAAGAAGGUGGACAGAGAACUGAGGCAAUUGAGAUGCAUCGACGAAUUCAGCACGCGCUGCCUGUGUGACUUGUACAUGCACCCGUACUGCUGUUGUGACUUGCACCCAUACCCGUACUGCUUGUGCUAUUCAAAGCGAUCACGCUCUUGCGGCCUCUGCGACAUGUACCCGUGUUGCUUGUGUGAUGUCAAGCUUUACUGUCUUCGACCAUCUCUCAGAAGUUUAGAGAGGAAAGCCAUCAGAGCCAUAGAAGAUGAGAAGAGAGAGCUGGCUAAACUGAGGAGAACAACGAAUAGAAUUCUGGCCUCCUCUUGCUGUAGCAGUAACAUUUUAGGAUCGGUGAACGUGUGCGGCUUUGAACCCGAUCAAGUCAAAGUUCGAGUGAAAGACGGAAAGGUGUGUGUGUCGGCAGAGCGUGAGAAUAGGUACGACUGCCUCGGAUCGAAAAAAUACAGCUACAUGAACAUCUGCAAAGAGUUCAGCUUGCCUCCGUGUGUGGAUGAGAAGGACGUAACCUACUCCUAUGGGCUCGGCAGUUGCGUCAAGAUCGAGUCUCCGUGCUACCCUUGCACCUCUCCCUGCAACCCCUGCAACCCCUGCAACCCCUGCAACCCCUGUAGUCCCUGUAGUCCCUGUAGCCCCUGCAGCCCCUGCAGCCCCUGCAACCCUUGCAACCCAUGUGACCCUUGCAACCCUUGCUACCCCUGUGGUAGCCGAUUUUCCUGUAGGAAGAUGAUUUUGUAA
Hipposideros armiger (great roundleaf bat) is the source of this 789-nucleotide messenger RNA. It is a transcript of the gene ODF1, whose product is annotated as outer dense fiber of sperm tails 1. The record is from RefSeq and is a predicted model, not a curated record. The coding region runs from base 1 to 789 and encodes 262 amino acids. The transcript has 2 exons. NCBI's taxonomy places the organism in Eukaryota, Metazoa, Chordata, Mammalia, Chiroptera, Hipposideridae. Gene Ontology annotation, cellular component: outer dense fiber.